AUGCCGCCCCGCCCCGUCACCGGACCUCCUCCUCACCCCUCCUUCUUCCUCGCACGUCGCCCGCCCGAAGGCCCCGCCGUCGCCGACCAUCGUCACCGCUCGGAUCGCCUUCCGCCUCAGGUCUCCGACCUCGUCGCCCGCUUCCCCGACCUCCUCCCCGCGCCCCGCUGCCUAAGACCCUACGGCCCCGCCGUGAGCUCCGGCCUCCCUCCCUCUCUCCCCUGGUUCUCUGUCCCCGGCCACCGACGCCCACUGCCGCGCUCGCCUGCGCGUACGCCUACCCUGCGUCUGCCUCCCGCCUCCUGCUCGCGAACCGUGCCGACCUUCACAGGCCACGGCCACCGCCGCCACCCGCCCGGCCGCGGCGCCCCGCCCGCGCGGCCCAGCUCCGGCCGCCGCUGCGUGCACGCCGUACUGCGCUGCUCCCCACCCCGCGCUGCAGCUCCGCGCCAGCUCGUGCUUCCGGCGCCCGCAAACCCGCAAAGCCCGCGCCCCUGGCGCGCCCCCUCCCGCGCCCCGCAUCACUGGCUUCGGCCUCGCCCGCACUGGCCAUCCACCUCGCUCAAAGUCGGCGAUGCCCCGGCCGUCCCCGGCGCCGGCCGUUGUUACCGUCGCAUGCGCGAUGCCGGACCGCACCUGUAG
Aegilops tauschii subsp. strangulata is the source of this 642-nucleotide messenger RNA. The record is from RefSeq and is a predicted model, not a curated record. NCBI's taxonomy places the organism in Eukaryota, Viridiplantae, Streptophyta, Magnoliopsida, Poales, Poaceae.